Messenger RNA from Capsicum annuum, 2345 nucleotides. Its product is annotated as protein ACCELERATED CELL DEATH 6. NCBI's taxonomy places the organism in Eukaryota, Viridiplantae, Streptophyta, Magnoliopsida, Solanales, Solanaceae. Gene Ontology annotation, cellular component: plasma membrane. Gene Ontology annotation, molecular function: protein phosphatase regulator activity; protein phosphatase 1 binding. Bases 1360 to 2019 code for a protein of 219 amino acids. The record is from RefSeq and is a predicted model, not a curated record. The transcript is spliced from 3 exons.
AAUAUAAUUCACAAGUGUAUAUAUAACUUAAUAUGAUUCUUCAUAAAAAAAAAAGAAAGAAAAAACUCAAUAUGAUUCAAGUAUAACUUAUUAAUUCAAUUGACUCUGGAAACUCACCAUCAAAAAAGGCCAGAAGAGACUUCCAAGAGCCAACAACAAAAAAAAGCGUAGCUCGGUGCACUAAAGCUACCGCUAUGCGCGGUGUUCAGGGAAGGCCACCAUAAGGGUGUAUUGUACAGAGCCUCGCCUUGCAUUUCUGCCAGAGGUUGUUUCCAAGGCUUGAACCCGUGACCUCUUGGUCACAUGACAGCAACAUUGUUACUUAUCAAGUUGAAAGGACCCUUAAGAAGUUCUAUGCAAAUCAAAAUAAAAUUGUAUGACUUGAUUAUGGUAAGUAGAAUAGGCUAGUUUGGCCAAGCUAUCGGCUACCUGGUUGCACUCUUUGCAUCAGCUAGGCUGCUCCUCAGUCUGCCUGGGGUGCCCCGGUCGAUUUUUGAUCCAAAACACACUUGACCCUGGGCCCACCCUCGGAACCGUGAGCUAUAACAUUCCGAUUUAGCUCGAAAAUGCUCCGUUCAUGCUUUUUCGCCCGUUUGACCACCCAAAUGACCCCGCUGACCCACACUAGGCCACUCCUCACCGUACCUGGGGCACCGCGGUCGAUUUUCGUCCCAAAACAUGUCCAGGAGCCCACCCGAAACCGUGGGCUAUAGCAUACCGAUUUGGCCUGACUCAUCCACUUCACAGUGGGUAGCUUGCAUCUCUGAGGCCAAAUAUUUCUAUUAUAAUUAUAUUUGAUGAAGUCUAUUUACCUUAAGUCUUUGCAUUUGAAUAACUUAAUAUGAUGUAGAACUUCUAGGUGUGUUAUAUCUCAUAAAUGAAGUCUUUGUUGAGUCUUUAUAUUAGAAUAUCUCAAGAUACCAGACUGGUCAAUUUUAUAUAUAUGGUGUGGCCAUUUGUUGUUGAUAUUAAAGUAUCCAAUGAACUUGAGAUUCCUUUGCUACCUAUAACCUUCCCCAGCAACAAAUAUCAAAUACCAGGUAUCUCUAUCCAUCAAGGCCAGAACAGAUAGGAAGAAAUACCAAUUUCGUUGACCACUGGACCUCACCUUUGGAUGCUACUAGCUAAAAAAAGGGCAAUCGGUGCACUAAAGCUCCUGCUAUGCGCAGGGUUCAGGGAAGGGCCUCACCACAAGGGUGUAUUAUACGCAGUCUUACCUUGCAUUUCUGUCAGAGGCUGUUUUCUGGACCCCAUCUUGGAUGAGUCUGAAAUUGUUUUCCUAUAUAAUGUUUCAUCAAGAAAGAAAGCAAAAGACAUACCAAGUAUCAUAAUUUUGGAUAAUAACCCAAACAAAAAAGAAUGGCGGAGAUAGCGAUGGCCAUAAAUGUUGCAAAUAAACUUGCAAGUAUACUCCUGCCCAUGAUGUCUGUGACAAGAAGGAUGAUGGUGCCGUUACCAGAGGCGGAGUCAGACGGUAAUGAUCAAGAAGAAAAAGCUAAGAGAGAUGAAAGAAUGGUUGAAAAUAUUAUGAAGGCAGCUGAAAUACAUUUAGUUGUGGCAGCUCUAUUAAUGACAGUGACCUUCACAGCUGGUUUUACGUUACCAGGAGGUUUUGAAAGCGAUACUAAUAGUCCUAAUAAAGGGAUGCCGAUUCUAUUAAGAAGAGCUGCAUUCCGUGCAUUUGUCAUUUUGGAUGUCAUCGCCUUUACGUGCUCCACUGCAGCUGUAUUCGCCUACUUUCUCAUGGCAACAAAGUCAAUAUCAUCUGCAAGAACAGAGCUAAAAGCUAUUAUCCGGCUUUACAAUAUGGCAAUUCUGUUGCAGCUUCUUGCGAUGACGGCAGUCGUAAUUGCAUUUUCGACUGUCCAUACAAAUAUCAAUAAUAAAAUGCAAGGUAAGGCUGCGUACAAUACAUCUUUUUGGUGGGACCCUUCCCCGGACACCACACAUAGCGGUUGUUUUGUGAGACAACAUGUUAUCGAGCAAGAACUAGCAAAAGUGCAGGAGGAGAUCCCAUAGUAUAAGAAAAGUGUCAGGAUGCGGAAGAUCCAAAGUUGCUAAUUCUGAAAGAGCUAGAUAGCACUAAGAGACUUAUAGAAGAGUUGAAACUCAACCUAGAGAGAGAAUGAGAAUGAGGCUCAUGCUACUUUCUCAGUUGGUAGUACUCAUGUUGACCGGAGGCUUCAUCAGAUGUUCGUUGGUGAUAGGGAGAUAGAAUACCCUCCUAACUCCAAACCAGACGUUAGAAUUGAAAGCUGUGUUGAGAUCAAAGGGUACUAAUUCUAGUAUAUUAUUAAAAAAUAAAUUAUUAUUUUGAUAUAUCCAAAUAUCAUUCAACUUGCUCA